Molecule: messenger RNA, 444 nt
Organism: Phycomyces blakesleeanus NRRL 1555(-)
Lineage: Eukaryota; Fungi; Mucoromycota; Mucoromycetes; Mucorales; Phycomycetaceae
Exons: 6
Coding region: 1-444 (147 amino acids)
Source: RefSeq, a predicted model, not a curated record
AUGUUAAAGAUGUCCCUCAAGAUAGCAGAACCCCAAUUGAAAAAUGCGGCAAAGCUUUUCAACUAUUACACCGCGUUAAGCAAGGGUUCUAAUGAAGACAGUGUCAGCUUAAACGUAUCUAAAGAACAAGAAUCAUUCUUGCAUUUUCCAUCGGUUACGAAUACAAAAGCUAGUGAUGUUGAUGUUGGCUAUAAGUCGUAUUCUAAAAAGCCCUUGAUAUUCUUCAUUGGUUAUCGGGAGACCGGUACCGGUUCUCGAAUUAACGGCUUUAGAAAGUAUGGUACCAGCUUGAGGAUUCCUGGCAAGAAGGAAGGAAGUUACAGUCAACAAAGGUACCUUUUUUUGUAUCAAUCCUCGGUGUGUAACUGUCAAAAAUCGAUGUGUAAACGAUUUGGCGGCUAUUUUGUAGCUCUAGAGAUAAAAGCGGCUGCCCAUUUUUUGUAG